Ciona intestinalis (vase tunicate) is the source of this 1935-nucleotide messenger RNA. NCBI's taxonomy places the organism in Eukaryota, Metazoa, Chordata, Ascidiacea, Phlebobranchia, Cionidae. The record is from RefSeq and is a predicted model, not a curated record.
GGACGCGGAUUAAUAUAGCUUUGUAUAGCUUCAGGUGUUUAAAUUAGAGGCAAACUAACGUUAUUCUAAUACAGUGUUUAUGAAAUUAUGUUGUUUUCUGACCGAAACAGGACACACUUUUUCUGUAGAGCUAAAACAAAUUAGCAAAAUCAUGAACCCACUGUUAGCACAGAUGAUACCCCAAACGUUACCGCCAUUAACUACGAGCCAACGUGCAGCUUUGGAGCGGGCUAAAAAGUACGCAAUGGAACAAAGUAUUCAGGAUGUUUUAUUAAAACAAACAAUUCAGCACCAACAACAACAGAUGACAAGCAUGCAGGGGGCAGCGCAAAAGCAAAGAGCAUUAGCCAUUAUGUGCAGAGUGUAUGUUGGUUCUAUAUAUUAUGAUAUUGCACAAAGUAUGGUUCAAGAAGCAUUCACACCUUUUGGACCAAUUAAAAGCAUGGAUAUGUCAUUUGAUCCAAUUACUGGAAAACACAAGGGGUAUUGUUUCAUUGAUUACGAAAUACCUGAAGCCGCACAUUUGGCUGCUGAGCAAAUGAUGAUCGCCCAGCUUGGUGGUCGAACAAUAAAAGUUGGCAGGCCAAGCAAUAUUGGGCAAGCUCAGCCCAUAAUUGAUCAACUUGCAAGUGAAUCAAAUAAUUAUAACAGAAUAUAUGUCGCAUCUAUUCAUCCUGACUUAGAAGAAAGUGAUUUACGUUCGGUGUUCCAAGCGUUUGGGAAAAUCCUUUCGUGCCAGAUGGACAGGGAUUUCGUGACUAGGAGACACAGGGGAUAUGCUUUUAUUGAGUAUGAGUUGAAACAGUCGUGCCAAGAUGCGGUUGCAAGCAUGAAUAUGUUUGAUCUAGGAGGACAAUACCUUAGAGUUGGGCAAGCCAUCACUCCUCCAAAUACACACUUUGACUUGCUUUCAGCACCCGGGGCAGGAAAUUCCACUUUACCACCAGCGGCUGCAUUAGCUGCUGCUGCAGCCACUUCUAAGAUAAUGGCUCAAGAAGCUGCAAACCCGCUACUUGCAGCAAGGAAAGCAGCCGCGGGUUUAGUUCCAGGCAUCCAAGGACCAGCGUUACUUAAACAACCAACUGCUGUAUUUGCUGCCAAUCAACCAGGAGUGGUAACAGGAGUUACCCCAGCGGGGGGCGCCAGCUACUUUUUCCAACAACAACAAAACAACAUGAAUCGACUGAACUCACAGGUUAAUGGAAAAGAUCUUCUACCAACUGGUGCGCAGACACUUAGUCAGCAAGAAGCAGGCUUGAAUAUUUCAGGAAGUUCUCAACGUCACCUCGUCAUGCAGAAGUUAAUGAGGAAGGAAGAGAGUCAGGUGAUGGUGAUGCGGAACAUGGUGACGGUGGAAGACCUCGAUGAAGAUUUGGAAGCGGAAGUAACAGAGGAAUGUGGGAAGUUCGGAAGCGUGGAACGGGUCGUGAUUUAUCAAGAAAAACAGGGCGAAGAAGAAAACGCAGAAGUUAUCGUUAAAAUAUUUGUCGAGUUUUCCAACCUUGCUGAAUGUGAGAAAGCUGUUAUGGCUCUUAACAACCGAUGGUUUGGUGGCAAUAAAGUGACUGCCACACAUUAUUCCUACCAACGAUAUUCUGCUAAUGAUCUAACUGGCUGAAGGAGGAAUGUGAUGUGAUAUUAUUCACUAUGUUGCAAAUGCAUUGAGUUGGUGGCCAAGAGGUGUAUGUAAAAUCAUUCUAACAAACUUCACACAAGUAUUAUGUUGGUACCAGUAACAUUAAGCACCAGAUACUGAACAGCUGCAUUCAUAUCUCCCCCCCCCCCAUUACUUUUGCUUUGGUUACAUCUAAUGUAUAAUUCUGCCUGCUUUUGUUAAUUUUGGUUGCGCAGUACUUUUUCUUUGCAUUUAAUGCAUAACCUUUUUCAUUCUGGCUGCUCUUUGGAAAAAUUAGAACCAAUACAACAAAAAUAAAG